UCUCAACUACACCCUGCUACCUGCUACUGCUGCAAGUGGAACUCAUCUGAUCAUCACAACAAGAUGGCAUCAGCUCUUCAUUUCAUUGCGGUCCUCUGUUUGACCAGUGGGUUGUGUAUUGGAGCCAAUGCAUCAAGUGAAACAGAAUCAGAUCAUUGCUAUAAAACCUGCCCUGACGGUUGGACUGUGUUUGGCCAACAAUGUUACAUGUUCCACAACAGUGAACAGCAGUGGGCUGAUGCAGAGCGUUUGUGCACGUCUUUCGGUGGGAAUCUGGCUUCCCUUCAAACCGCAGACGAGUACAAGUUCAUCAGAGAGAUGAUUCGUAAAGUGACUGGUGUAGAUAAAGCAGCUUGGGUUGGAGGCUACGAUGCAGCAAAGGAGGGUGUGUGGCUGUGGAGUGAUGGUUCCAAGUAUGCCUUCAAAGGCUGGGCUGCAGGGGAACCCAACAACGCUGGUGGAAGAGAGAACUGUAUGGAGAUUAACUUUGCAGGAAAAGAUUAUGUCAACGAUGCCAACUGUGAUAUCAACAAAUCCAUUGUUUGUGGCAUGCGCCUGUGAAGAUCUACGCCUGACGCCAGGUGCUGAAACUUCCCCAAUGAUGAUGUCAAAAAAACCCUGAUGAUGUCACAGUUCUGAUAUAUUUUAAUUGAAUCAAUAAACAAAUAUAUCAUGUUCA
Molecule: messenger RNA, 679 nt
Organism: Micropterus dolomieu (smallmouth bass)
Lineage: Eukaryota; Metazoa; Chordata; Actinopteri; Centrarchiformes; Centrarchidae
Product: galactose-specific lectin nattectin-like
Exons: 7
Coding region: 64-561 (165 amino acids)
Source: RefSeq, a predicted model, not a curated record